AUGGCUAUCACACGAUACAACCAACAUCCAGACAUUUUUCUCACCAUGACUGCAAAUCGUAAUUGGCCAGAAAUUACUUCAGCAUUAUUACCGCACCAAAAACCUAUUGAUCGUCUUGAUUUAAUUGCCUGUGUUUUUGAGUUAAAGAGAAAGUGCUUUAUGAAGGAGAUAGAAGCAAAUCGAGUGUUUGGUAAUAAAGUUGCGCAUGUUUUUAUAAUUGAAUUCAAAAAACGAGGCCUUCCUCAUAUCUAUGCACUUCUAUUUCUUAAGGGUCUAGACAAAAUUUGGACAUGUGCUCAAGUAGACAAAUUGGUUUGUGCAGAAUUUCUAGAUCCAAAUGAUGAACUUAUGUUUUUUGAAACUAUUAAGUGUUGUAUGGUACAUGGACCAUGUGGUGCUCGAAAUCCACAAGCACCAUAUAUGGAAAAUGGUAAAUGCACUGAGAGAUACCCUCGAACGUUCGUAGAAACAAUUACCAUGGAUCAAGAUGGAUAUCUUAUCUAUCGUUGUCGCAAUAAUGGUCAACUUCAUAUUGUGAUAGGGAAAUAA
Molecule: messenger RNA, 549 nt
Organism: Camellia sinensis
Lineage: Eukaryota; Viridiplantae; Streptophyta; Magnoliopsida; Ericales; Theaceae
Source: RefSeq, a predicted model, not a curated record